Annulohypoxylon maeteangense is the source of this 2944-nucleotide messenger RNA. RefSeq lists its product as uncharacterized. The record is from RefSeq and is a predicted model, not a curated record. Gene Ontology annotation, molecular function: DNA binding. Gene Ontology annotation, cellular component: nucleus. NCBI's taxonomy places the organism in Eukaryota, Fungi, Ascomycota, Sordariomycetes, Xylariales, Hypoxylaceae. The coding region runs from base 476 to 2290 and encodes 604 amino acids. The transcript is spliced from 2 exons.
CAAAGAGUUGGACCAACUUGAUAGGAAACGGUAGGCCCCCAAAGGUGCUUGUUGGUUGGUUCUUAAAAAUUCGACGCCCUAUUGUUGCGCAUGAGAUACAACGACAACCAGACGACUAGUUACCGGAGUCGAGAUUUGCGCCUCCUCAUCCUUCACUACUACGGGAGACAUACCGGUCAACAUUUUGGCAGACCACCGACUUUUACUGCAGCUCCCAACAGCUCACGAGGACAGUGAACUACACACCACCGGUCACGGCACACUAGCCCUUUUAAAGGACCAAUUGGUUGACUAAACCUGAGUAUGCAUGUUGUUUUCCGCCCGUAAUUGUCGAGUUAUCAGAAAAUCUGUCCCGGCAGAUCUCCAUAGCCGCCAGCGCCAAUCCCACCUCUCUAUCAGAUUCUAACUGCGGCUCGUUGCUAAAACCUACAUAACGGAGACUCAAAGUACCAGUCUAUAUCGUGACUGUCAGUCAAUGCGGGCUAUAUCCUACGGAUCCCACCAACUGUUUAGUAUAGCCGAUUCAGUUGGCACGAUAGCCAUGCACAAUACAAUAAUCGGCUCAACUGGUAUAGGCCAGGAUAACCAUCUGGCUCAUGACAAUUCGUACUCGAACGAACAAUGGGUUGAUAUGACUGCUUAUAAUAAUAUGGGCAUGACAACCUACGGAGGUGAUUAUUACAUCCCUCCGGUAACUCAUGGACUGCCGUCAGAGUCCAUCGGCAUGGCUCCGCCGCCUGUCCCGCAUCAGAUGCACAGCCAGCCGCAUAAUAAUUACGCGAGCCAUCUACCUCAUCCGUUGAUAAUACCAACACAGCAACCUUCUCAGGUUCCGUGGCCUAGCCUACGGACGAACCCCUCUCAAAACUACCCGGCGCCUCCUGUACCUAUCCCUCCGGCCUCAGCCCCCAUGAGACAACCCCCGAGGUUGCCGACGAUUAACACGUCGCAGCCGAGGAAGACGUUAACGGACGAAGAUCGCAGGAACAUGUGUUUAUUUCACGAGGACAACCCUCACGCCAAACAAACAGAGAUUGGACAAAAGUUUGGUGUCGAGCGAAGCACCGUAUCGAAGGUCUUGCGAAGGAAGGAACUCUACCUCAAUCUGGAUAGUCAGGGCGGCUCUCCUGUGAAAAAGUCCAAGGGAAAAUCCCCACCUGACAUUGAGCGAGCUCUGGCAAAUUGGGUCAGGGGCCAGCAGAAGAAGGGGGUCGUGGUCAGCGAUUCUCAGAUGGAGGAGAAGGCAAGGGUAUUUUGCACCGGCGCAGACAGUCCUCUGAAAACUAUCACGGCCUCCUGGAUCGAGAAGUUCAAGCAGAAGCACAAUAUUGGUCCUGGAAAACUUAUUCGCAGAGCAUCCGAGACUGCUAUUCCCGACAAUGCUCGACUGGACACUGGCUCACCGCUAUUAUCUACCUCGCAGACACCAGGAGGUAUCUCACCUGCUUCACCGAUCAACCAAACGACCUCACCGCAACCUACUUCGGCGAUCGAAAAAUCCGAAAGCAAAGAAUCUCUAUCUACGGGUUUCAUGGAUUUCGAAUCCAACGGAUACCGACAUCCACACUCGCAGAGCUCAACAUCGCUUUCCAGUGCCGUCACAGACCCUCCAAGUUCAACUUUCUCAGCAGGUGCUUUCAGCCCAGGUUCGCAGUUCAACUUCUCACCGGAUCCAAACUCGGGAAUGUUUGGCGAUCGGAACCAAAUACCCGGAAAUCCCAACUUCCAGCGCCCUCGAAGUCAGACAGUUCCCGACCUCGGACAUCUCGACUACAUCAACCAGUCACAGUCCAGCGAGCCACUGACACCCAAGUACAGCCAAUCCGGAACGGCACCCUCAUCAGCUCUCGAGUCGCCCGCCCACGAGAUACCGGCCCCGCCUUUCGGAAACCUAGACUCAGCUAUAUCCCCACCUACACCGCUACAUCACGUAAGUAGCAACAGCAGUUUAACCGGAAGGUCUAGCUGCUCAGGGGUUGCGGUGUCCGGGACGACAUUGGGAUCUUCACCGAGUUCACCGACACAAGAGGACGCUAGACGGGCCGCCGAUACUCUUCUCAGCUUCAUGCAGCAGUUCAAGACCACGGGUUUGGUUGAUCAGAACGACUUCUUAAUAGUCCUCGGACUUACAGAGAAGCUGGGAUUACAGUCGCAACAGCAGAUGGGGAUUCCUCAGUCUAACUCGGCUACUCAGGGCUUCGGAGGAUUAUCAAGGAUACCGGAGGGCGAUACGGAGAUGACCACGGCCCCUUCGCCCCAUAUCAAAAAUGAGACGACGAUGAGUGUAUGACAACCCAUGAGCCCGUCCAUCUUUGGGAAACCAUCUCCAUGGACACUAUACAUAUCGACAGUAGCUUGAGCUCUUAUCGACCAUCGGAUCCCUAGCUCUGGAAUUCUGAGGGUUAUAUCUUUUACGAGAUCGCCGACAGCAUCAGAUUCGGACUAAUAAAUCCUCUAAAUUGGACAUAUAGGAAUCCCCGAAACUGAUCUGUAUGACCUGACGAACCAACAACUACAGACACCGGCCGUAUUCGACCCCCUAAAAUUAUUCCAUUUCACCCAACUUUUCACGCUCACUUCCGACUACAGUAUCUAUAACAACAGAACGACCCAUUCAUUCCGAGUCUACAACAGAAAACGUCUCACGACAGGCACAGGGGAUAAGGACAAUGUCAUCAUAUCCAUGCUCAUAUUCACACAGGCGUCACCAGGGCCGAGGGGAAAGGGGGGAAACAAAAAAACCACACAAAAAUUACAAAAAUUGUCCAAACUAACUAACCAAACAAAUACCGAAACAAAGCGUAUCUAAUUAUAUACACUAUAUUUCUCACGAAACAUCAAUUCAUAUACGUACACUAUUAUACCCCCGUCGCCCCACCGCGCGUUUAACCCAAAGCGAAAUAUACCCGAAAUUCGAGCAAUGGACGAAGGGAGGAAGAGGGAG